Molecule: messenger RNA, 2199 nt
Organism: Effrenium voratum
Lineage: Eukaryota; Dinophyceae; Suessiales; Symbiodiniaceae
Source: the annotation of a GenBank genome assembly
AUGGCCAGCAGCUCUUCGGGCGCCAUGGAGGGCUGGCGCCAGGCGGUGACGGAUCUAGAGGAGGCCGUGUGGAAAGGCAUUGCUUUUCCAGAGCUGCACACCGCAGCGGGGCAGCUUAUGGCGGAGCUCGCAGUCAAGGGCUUUCUGCCCGAGGUCUUCGCGGCAGCUAUGGAGCAUCCACCGGUGGUGGGAGCCGCCGGCACCACGCUGCCGCAAGGGCGGGAGCCCUCGGACGUGACGGCGCCACGCGCGCCACGGUUCCAAGGCAUGAGCAUCCCGGGAUACAACAUGAAGCCUCUGCAGCGCUUCGAGGAACGCGCCUUGCGGCUUUGGGGGGACGAGGAGGUGGAAGAGAAUUGGGAUCCAAUCCGCCUGGGGCUGUCUUACAUCGACCUCACACCCGCCUGCGACCUGCCGCUGCAGGUGGCCAUGUGCUUCCUGAGUGCGGCCCUGUGGCUCUGGCGGGGGCUCGAGCUUCUGGGGGACGACUGUGGGGGCGAUGCCUGGCUGGACCUCUACAUCUUCGAGGACAUUUGGGCCGCGCCGCCCAGCGCAAAGAAGCUGGCCAUGCAGUACAGCCUGAAGCGCGCCAUCCUGGAGUUGGUGGACUACGCGGCCAACAUGGCGGAGCACCAGCUACUGCCAGGUGCGCGUUUGGCCGUGCAGCGGGUGGGCUUUCUGCUGCUGCGGAAGGUGACUGCGCGCUUCGGGGCCCCAGAGGACGGCACGAAGGUUUUAGCCCAGCUCAAGCGCUUCUUUGCCGCCGCGCGGGUGAACCCGCUCUGGUCCGUCCCUCUGCUGCCGGUGGCCGAUGCCGUCUUUAUUGACAUUCUCGCAGGGAAACUCCAUUCUGCCUACCUUGAGAAGCUCCACGAGAGCGACGCUCAGGUGCUGCCGCAUGCUGUUCCUGAGUACACGCUCUACGAGGCCGCACUUCUGGGAGGCAGCGAGGUGAAUGUCACCUACGCACGCUACGAGGUGAUGGGUGCUUUGCUCCGCGACACCCAGCGGACCUGGCAAGAGGUGGAAUCCCUGCUCACUGGCGGCCCCUUCCAGCAGGAUGCCGCGGGCUUCGCCUUGGGCCGCGCGAGCCUCGCGGAAGGCUCGGGGCCCAGCCGCGCCGAGUUCGCCGCGGUGCGGGGCCUGCGCAUCGACGCCAGCACUGGCCAGGCGAGCCUCAUCCUGGCGCGCCCGUCGGCGCAGGCAAAGGCGCUGCUCUCGCUGCAGGACAUCGCGGCGGUGCUGAGUCUGCCGGACACCGAGCCUUUGGCGCUGAUGUUGGACCCCCCCAGUCAGAAGGGCGCUGGCAUGGCGCAGUACCCGCACCACCCCUUCCAGAAAGCAGCGGUGAGCCCUGGCCGUGGAGCGGGUAUCGAAGAGGCCUUGGUGCAAGCGGCCCUGGCGGUGCAGCACUUGGCCUCCGGCACGGAGGUAUCGUUUCGCGCGCCCUUCCCCACGCGGCCAUGUGACGAAGGCGUGUGCCGCGUGUUGCCGAAGGCGCUGCGGGAGAAGCUGCAGCCCAUUCGUCAGCUGCGGACGGAGGCCUGGGACGUGCCUUCCAGGCUGGUGCUGGAAUGUCCCAGGAUUCCGUAUUGGCAAGCUCCGGCCGGGAACAUCAUGGAGAUACGGUUCGGCGACCCAAAGCUGGAGGUUCAUGCAGGGCAGCCGCUUCGAGAGCUUAACGAGGAGGAGUUUCGGAAGUGGCCUGUGGGGCGACUGCAAUUUGCUUUGAACCAAGUGGAGAAGGACGGCGAUCGCCUCGCAGAGCGGAAAGAGGAUUUGCCCUUGGAAGAUCCUGGGGUGGGCCGGAAGACAUGGGGACUAGGUAAUCAGGAGCUGGGCAGCAACCGUUUGGAGCAGCUUCCGGCGUUGGAGAAGCAGGAGCUGGUUGACCGGCUGCUCCGUGCUGCCGAGCGAGGCCUGUUGAUUGAAGACGAUGAGGAGACCGGCGAGCCUUUGGUGCGCUUCUCCCGGCGGCUCACGCAUCUGCUGCCGCAGGUGGGGCGGCGCUGGCCACACCUGGCCCGCACCUCGCCCGGAGAAGCGAAGCGGCCCCGCCGGGGGAAAACGUGUCAGCGACACUGCUCCCUUUUUUUGGAGGGAACUUGUUUGGGGCGGGUUGAGGCAGCAUACUUGCUUUCAACAUGGCGUACCUUGUUGUUAUUUGUUUUUCACGCGGGGCCCUUUGUUUCACGAUAG